AUGGAAGAUAAUGACACGUUCGUCAUUUCAGACUUGCAUCCAUUCUGGAGUACCAUGGCAGUUGAGCCUUCGGAGCUACCUGAGUAUCAAGUAAACCGCGAGGAGAUUGUGGAUAGACAGAUUGAUGACCUGAAUUGCAAUUUGAAGAAGAUGAAUUACACGAGUAAGAUAAAUGCCGUGGCCUCAUUGCGUGGCAUCGUUUAUCCGUCUAUAUCGCAUCUGUCCGAGCCAUCAUUUGUUAAGACCAAAGGACGACCAAAGAAUAACUCGACAAAGAGAGACCCUUCUGGAUGGCAGUAUCAUAUUGAUGAUGAGACAAUUAAGUCGUCUUGUGGUUCCAAGGGUCGCCAAACCUCAUCUGGUGCAAAGAUUCCUAAAACAAAGGUUGAGAGAAGCACUGAUGGAACGCCUCAAUCGAAGAUGAAAGGUCGUGGUUCUCGUAUUCCCACACAAGAAUCUGCUGCCCCUACAAUACCUGCACAUGAAGGAAUCGACUUUUAUUCUUUCGUGCCCAGAUUUAUGGUCCGUCUUAUUCAAGAUUAUGUUAACACGAUGGCGGAUGGCAACUGUGGGUACCGGUGCGUUGCUCAAGCCGUGUACGGGGAUCAAGAAAGAUGGUCGCAAGUGAGAGGGGAGUUGCUUAUUGAGUUAUACGAGCAUGCUAGUGUCUACACGGUGAUGUUUGGCAGUACCGGAUACGUUGAGGUCAUACGCAAGUGUGACUGGACCUCAGGACCUUGUCCACAAGCUUAUUGGAUGGACAUGAGUGAAAUGGGAUUGGCCAUUGCUACCAGAUACAGUGCAUUAGUGGUACUUUUGACUCAAGUAGGGAGUAUGACUUACCUUCCUAUGUUUGGCAGUGGUCACUUAUCAUGUAUGAUUGUUGAGACAUUGCACAACGAUCAUUUCAUGUUUGUUAAUUUGGUCGCGAAUAGUCCACUACCACCAAUCCAUCCGGCAUGGGUACACCAUAGAGCUAAAAACUUGAGGCACUUACUCAAAACGUACAAACCCCGACUACUCUUGUACGAACAAUUAAAGUCUGGUCGGUAG
Molecule: messenger RNA, 1053 nt
Organism: Erythranthe guttata (spotted monkey flower)
Lineage: Eukaryota; Viridiplantae; Streptophyta; Magnoliopsida; Lamiales; Phrymaceae
Source: RefSeq, a predicted model, not a curated record